Molecule: messenger RNA, 4364 nt
Organism: Etheostoma cragini (Arkansas darter)
Lineage: Eukaryota; Metazoa; Chordata; Actinopteri; Perciformes; Percidae
Product: ubinuclein-2-like
Exons: 16
Coding region: 372-3830 (1152 amino acids)
Cellular component (GO): nucleus
Source: RefSeq, a predicted model, not a curated record
UUCCUCCCCGGCUUCCGCUUUCUUUCCUUACGCACGCCCAGCCACUGAAUAAUGAUAAUAAUGAUCAAGAUGGCUACUACAGAACCCUCCUUGCGGUAGCUAACAUCGGCUACAUGGAAGCACCUAAAACGGCUAUUUCUCACCGUUUACGUCCUUCGUAGGUGACGGGGGCUCCGCCAGGGACAACACUAGAUGGAUUAAAACGGGCUGGAAGGAGAUAAAAGUCAUAGCGCGCUCAUUCUGAGAAAGAUAGCUAGCUAGCUAGCAGAGUAAGUUAGCUAGCAGCUAGCUCCACUUGUCGACCAUCUCCAGGUUUAGCUAGCUGUCCCCCUUUCGCGUGCCCAGCCGUUGGACGUAGACUUGAAAAAUAAAUGGCAGAGCCGCCGAGGAAAGUGCCGUUCGUCACCAUUUCAUCCUUCAGCACCUCGCCGCCGAGCUCCGAGUCCAGCAAGAAGCGCCGCCGCGAAGACGAGGCCGUGGUCGACCUCACUUUUGGGAAAGAUGGAGGUGGAAGUGCCGCGGCGGUCGGGUCAGGAGGAGUCGGAGGUGGAGGUGGUGGAGGUGGAGGUGGAGGAGGAGGAGGCGGGUUGUUUGGGAACGUAAACCCGAAAGGAGCCGAUGCAGAGACGGAGGACGGGAGACCGACCGUCCGCCUCAACCUCCCGCUAACCGAGCCCAAUGAUCGGGGAUCUUCUGAGUUCAACUACGGCGAGCUGGUGAACACAUCUCUCACUCAGGUAAAGCAUGGCACAAGUUCAACAGUCCCUAAAGGCCUCGCCCCCCCCCUGGACCCCAACGACCAGGUUUACGACGAGCUGGUGCCGGCCUCUCUCACCACCAAACACGGCGGCUUCUACAUCAACACGGGCACCCUGCAGUUCAGACCGGCGUCCGACUCCGAGGGGGACAGCGUCGGCGCCGAGGAUCAUCGCUUCAAGAAGAUGAAAGAUGGCGAGGAACGGGGGAUAAAGAAGCGUCGGAAAAAGCAAGAUGGUGGAAUUCUGGAGGACAAGAAACCCAGGAAGAUCCGAGUACCAAAGACCGGAGUUUCAGCGCUGAAUGUCCAUCGGCCGGAAAAGAAGAAGAGGAAGAAGCUGAUGAAGGACUCCAUCCACCUGGCCAACAUGCUGCGUCGCUUCACCCGGGAGAAGGAAGAGAUGCGCAAGAAGAACCUGGCUGGCGCCGGUCUGCCACGCCCAGCCGGUCUGCCACGCCCAGCCGGUCUGCCUCGCCCCGCUGGUCUGCCACGCCCACCAGGUCUGCCACGCCCCGCCGGUCUGCCACGCCCCGCCGCCAAAGUGCCCAACGCCAACAGCGCACUCCUCAACGCCCAGUCCAAGGCUGCUGGCAGCAACGAAUGCAACAUGGCCGACCUGGCCACCGACCCGGCUGUGAUGUCACUGCUGGGCUCGGCCAACAACGACAUGCUGCAGGACAUGAUGGGUGACCUGGACUUUGGGAUGCUGGACUCUCCUCAGCCCUCCAGUCCUCUCCAGGGAGAGAACGGCGCCUUCGGGAUGGGACACAAAGCGGGAGGCAGCCGAGUGUCCCAGGGCAACAUGAUUGCCCCCCCUCCACUGCCCAGCGGACUCCCAGCCCCGCUCACAAAGCGCAUCGAAGACCUGAGAGCGGCGUCCCGUCUGUUCGAUGCAGAAGGCAGGAAGAAGUUCUUCACGCUGGACAUGAACAACAUCCUGCUGGACAUUGAGUUGCAGGUUCAGGAGCAGCCGGCAGAGGUGCGUUCAGUGGUCUACUCCCACCUGGAGGUCUUUGUGCCCUGCAAUAAAGAAGCUCUGCUCAAACGGCUGAAGAAGCUCAGCCUCAACAUACAGGACGACCGGCUCCGAACACCCCUGCUGAAGCUGAAGCUGGCCGUGUGCAGCGUGAUGCCGGAGCAGAUCGCUCGGUACAACAUGGACUGCAUCGCCAAAGUGGCAAAGCAGCAGUCCGGGGAGACGGAGAAGAACGGGUCGGAGGACGAUGACGAGGAGAAGCCGGGGAGGAGGGUGAUGGGUCCCCGGAAGAAGUUUGUCUGGGACGACAAACUCAGGUUACUGCUCUGCAACCUGGUGCGGGUGAAGCUGGGCUGCUACGAGCUGGACAACUCUGGAGCGCUGUCUCGGGAAGAUUACCUCAAAGCCUUCAUGGAGACGGAGGUGAAACCUCUGUGGCCCAAAGGCUGGAUGCAGACCAGGAUGCUGUUCAAAGAGAGCACCGUAGCUCACGGUCACAUCCGAGCAAAGAGGAAGAUGGUCCCUACUCCCAAGGCCAAGCCAAAGGAGGCGGUGUGGGUUCAGCGGUCCGUUCCCUUAGCUGGCGCCACCCCCUCCCCUGCUGCCCAGGUUGCCAAGCGACCGCCUCAGUCGCCGUCUGAGCCCAUAUGUCUGGAUUCCCUGGACGAGGAUCUAACCCCUCCAUCCCUGGACUCCAUCUCCAAGGCCCUGGCCAUCCUCGGCAACGCCGCCAAGGGCCUGGCGCACGGAGACAGCCCCCCGUCCCCGGACGGACCCAAGACCGCCCCCAAGCCGUCUUCGCUCCACGCCUCGCCGCUCAUCCAGCAGCAGAAAAACAACUCUGCCGGCAGUCCCGGCUCCAACGCACCUCACUACAUCUCUACCUCUUCGUCCCCCUCCACCCCUCUGUCCCGGCCCCUCUGCGUCAUGGCCGCUCCUCUGCCCUCGGUCAGGGUGGACGGGAUGGGCGUCGUUAAGGGCGCCGUGCAGACGCACAGACACUCGGUGCUGAACACUCAGAGAACUCUGGCCGUGGGCGUGGUCAAAGCCAACAUGCCGGCCUCGGCGCCGUCGGCUAAACAGCGGCCGCCGCCCACGGCGUCCCCGCUCGUGGCCCCGGGGUCAAAGACGGGGGUCUGCGCGCCCGCGUCCGGCCUUCUCAAAGGCAGCAAUAACAAAUCCAGCAGCGGCGACGCGAUUAUCAUCACGUCGUCUCCUCCGUCGCGGCCACACGCCCUCAUCUCCCCCCCACACAUGAGCCCCAAAACCUUCCAGACGCCGCGCCUGCCCCACACUCCGCAGAGCAAAUCCUCGCCCUCCCCCGUCUCUCAGACGCACGCUGGUGUUCAGCCCCAGCCGCAGUCUAACUUCAUCACCCCCAUGCAUGCCACGCUCACCAAGUCCACCCACAGCAGCAUCCCGCCCAUCGUCAAACUCACUUCCCGGCCCCUGAACCCCGCUGUGAUCACCACCGCCGCGGCCUCGCCCUCCAUCUCCCAAAGCCCCCGGUCUCAGGCAACCCCCCUACUCCACCAGUACUCUCCCAAAAGCCCAGCAGGCUUCCGUCUGCCGUUCUCAGGUGCCCAAGGAGGGGCGACCAAGGCGGGGCAAGGCAGCUACACCCUGUCAGGCAGCCAGAAGACCCCCAACAGCAACAACAGCACCACCAACACCAGCCUUAUUAACACCAUAUCCAUAAGCAAGCAUUCAGGAUCCAGUGCCUCCCCCACGAUAUCCUCCGCCAACGCAGGCCAGCGUCAGAGGACGGGGGGCGGGACACCUCAGGGGGCCAAGCCAGUUGCGUCUGUCCUAUCGUCAUCUGUCUCUUCUCAGCUGCCGCAGGUCUCCACGGCGGGCGGUGGGGGUCUGCUGGGCUCAGCCUCGCCUCUCCCCCUGGGGUUCGGGAUGCUGGGGGGCCUGGUCCCCGUGUCCCUGCCCUUCCAGUUCCCCCCGCUGCUGAACCUGCCUCCGCUCGGCACGGCCGGCUCCGGCACCGCAGCCAGCGGCUCGGCGGCCAAUAGCAACGCGGCGUUCUCCACCCUGACGCAGAAUGUCAGUCAAAGCCAGGCAGGAGACGCUAAGAGGAAGACUCUAUGAUGCAGCUGGACUCCAACGCCCGGGGGACGCUGUCCAAUGAAAGGACUUUGUGUCCGGACGAAUCAUGAUGGACGUGACAGAUGGACAGCCCACUCGUAGCAGCGGUCUGAAAGGAGGACCGGGUUACACUCGACCUGGAUGAAAAGAUCAGCUCAAGUUUUAAUGAUACUGCAGUUAAAUAGAACUUUGUUUUUUUUUUUAAAGGAUUUCAUAACUUUUAAAUACUAUUCUUCAUAAAAUUGGUAAUAAAAUAAUGAUGACGAAUAUAGUUUGUCGAUGUUUACAACAUAGACCUAUAUCACUGUGGACAGGGAUGGGUGCGUGUGCGUGUGCGUGUGUGUGUGUGUGUGUGUGUCCAUUUGGUGCUGUUUCUAUCAUAAUGUAAUUAUCACUGAUACUUGUAAGAAAUGUAAACUGAAUAGAAUGAGCUUUUUUCUUCUUCAAUGAGAGCUGUACACUUUUUAUUGUACUUGAAUUUGUUUGUUCCUGUAUAGAACUCAAACUUUUAAUUAAAAUCUUUCCCUUCACAAUGAA